CACAGGGUAGCACAACUCGACAGAACACCGGUUUAGGCUGAGGAAGUUUGAAAGAAGGCUCUGAUUAAAAGCUGUAACACACAGUUGUAAAUGUGUUAGCUUGUGUUUAGUUUAUUGCGAAUAUUCGGUUGUUGUUUUUUUUUUGUUUUUUUUAGAUCAAGGCGUCCAUUAAAGAGAUCAGCUGAAGUAGCUCCUGAAUGUUUGUGUCGAGAAUCAGUUCUGAUCACACAGAAAAAUGAAUGAAGGCAGUGCAGCAGUAGUGGAGGAUGUGCCACAGCCCUUCACCGUUACCGUCGGAGCUACAGUUCCCACAGGGUUCGAGCCCACAGCCGCAGAGGAGGUGCAGGAAAAGAUAGGAGCAGUUGCCAGAGUUAGCAAAGACCGAGGGAGGAUAUAUUUUGAAAUUUCAACGGAUAACCUCAUUAAGGUUCAUCAUCUGAAGUCUGUAGACAAUCUAUUUGUUGUGGUUGAAUAUUAUGACAAUUAUCAAUUCAAAGAAACAAAGGAAGAAGCAUUAUUAGACCUGCAGCAGCUUGCGUCUGUAUUGCCCUGGACCAAUGCUUUGGAAGUUUGGAAAUUGAACAACUCUCUGAAGAAAAAGAGAAGUCGGAGGAGAGGAGCUGCCACCUCUAAAACAAAGCCAAGUGGUGACUCAGCAGAACCUGAGAAGCCCCAAGCUGGGUCUGAUGCUCCACAGGAAAAACAGGGAGAGGGAGAAGCUUCUCAGGAGCAAGAGACAAGCCCUCCAGCAGAGCAAGACUCUGAGAGCCAAGAGCAGAAUGAGAAUAAGCCCCUGAAGUUCCGUGUGACAUGUAACCGAGCUGGAGACAAGCACAGUUUCACCUCUAAUGAAGCAGCCCGAGACUUUGGAGGCGCUGUGCAGGAGUUUUUUCAGUGGAAAGCAGACAUGACCAAAUUUGAUGUGGAAGUGCUGUUAAAUAUCCACAACAAUGAGGUGGUGAUUGGCAUUGCCCUUACAGAGGAGAGCCUGCAUAGAAGAAACAUUACUCACUUCGGCCCCACCACUCUACGCUCCACCCUGGCUUAUGGCAUGCUUAGACUUUGCAAGCCACAGACAUCAGAUGUGAUUAUAGACCCCAUGUGUGGAACUGGAGCCAUACCUUUAGAGGGAGUUAUAGAGUGGUCAGAUUCAUUCUUCCUUUCGGGAGACAAUCAUGACAUGGCAGUCAGUCGGACAGUUAAUAACAUCAACCAUAUUGUGAAGCGAAGACAAGAUGGAGGCAGCACCUCUCCAGGCUUGCCUAUAGACACUGCACAGUGGGACUUGUGCCAUCUACCCAUGAGAACAAGCUCUGUAGACAUCAUCACCACUGACAUGCCAUUUGGAAAGAGAAUGGGUUCCAGAAAGAAGAAUUGGGAUCUGUACCCUUCUUGUCUCCGGGAAAUGGCGAGGGUCUGCAGGCCGGGGACUGGAAGGGCUGUACUGUUAACUCAGGACAAAAAAUGUUUUCAGAAGGCCCUUUUUCGGAUGGGCGGGCUGUGGAAGAAAUCGCACACUGUUUGGGUGAACGUGGGCGGGUUGCAUGCUGGAGUCUUCGUGCUUCGACGCACAGGGGCGAUAUUUGGUUCCACUCCAGAGGAUGAGCGGGAGCCCCGUAAGCCUGCUGAGUCACAAGAGGAAGACGUGCAGGAGAAGGUUUAAGAAUGCCAUUGGAAAAAGCUUCCAGCUGUUGAAAAUAUAUGCAAACAUGUUCAAUAAAUAUGUGGGCUAGCACCGCCCUGUCAGCUGUUCUGUCUGUCAGAAGUCAAUGAGGUAUCUGAAUAAAGUAUUAGUAAUUUAUGAAAAGUUUAAA
Astyanax mexicanus (Mexican tetra) is the source of this 1814-nucleotide messenger RNA. It is a transcript of the gene thumpd3, whose product is annotated as THUMP domain containing 3. NCBI's taxonomy places the organism in Eukaryota, Metazoa, Chordata, Actinopteri, Characiformes, Acestrorhamphidae. The transcript has 10 exons. Gene Ontology annotation, molecular function: RNA binding; tRNA (guanine) methyltransferase activity. Bases 236 to 1663 code for a protein of 475 amino acids. Gene Ontology annotation, biological process: tRNA methylation. The record is from RefSeq and is a predicted model, not a curated record.